This is a messenger RNA of Nymphaea colorata (pocket water lily), 1838 nucleotides long. RefSeq names its product transcription factor MYB26-like. The transcript is spliced from 3 exons. The record is from RefSeq and is a predicted model, not a curated record. Lineage: Eukaryota; Viridiplantae; Streptophyta; Magnoliopsida; Nymphaeales; Nymphaeaceae. Bases 264 to 1226 code for a protein of 320 amino acids.
AAAAAUUUAUGACUGAUUCUGCUUCCUCAGAGCUCCACUGGACAUCCACAGGCAGUUUCAAUGACUUCAGAGAAUGCCCACUUCUUCAGAUGACUUCCCAGUUCUCUGCUUAACGUUGCCGUCAGCUCGUUCCUAUCUACCACCUUCAUAGCUGUGAGUUCCUUCUCUUGCUUUUGUUGUGUUGGGCAAUUUCAGGAAGGAUUUCUGGUGAGGAUACUGCAACUGGGAAGCCGAGGCUCCUUUGGCUGAGGAAAAAGGAAAGUAUGGGCCACCAUUCUUGCUGCAGCAAGCAGAAAGUCAGGAGGGGACUUUGGUCACCUGAAGAAGAUGAAAAGCUCAUCAAUUACAUCACCACCUAUGGUCUUGGCUGCUGGAGUUCUGUACCAAAGCAAGCAGGCCUUCAAAGAUGUGGCAAGAGUUGUAGGUUGAGAUGGAUUAAUUACCUCAGGCCUGACCUGAAACGAGGAAACUUCUCCCUCCAGGAAGAGUCUCUCAUCAUUGAGCUCCACAGAACACUUGGAAAUAGAUGGGCACAGAUAGCUAGGCAUCUUCCUGGAAGAACGGACAAUGAGGUGAAAAACUUCUGGAACUCUUCCAUAAAGAAAAAGCUAAUCGCAGAUGGCGCAGAUUUGGCAAGAAAUGACAAAUUAAAAUCUAUUGUUGACAGUUCUAGUGAGAUACUAUCCAUGGAUAUGAAAUCCUCGACUCCACUUGUUCCUUACCCUCAUGAGAUUGCAAUUCCUAUAUCUCAUGCGUGUCCACCUCAAGAUAAAGAUCUUCUCAGUCCAAAGGAAAAGAAUGCCAACCUCAAUGCAGAAUGGGUAGUUGCACCGUCAGAAUGGUCUUUUGAUUAUCCAAGUCACAUGCCAAGCAUCUAUGAUAUUCAUGAUGGUGGAUUUCCCUCUUACUGCUUCCAAAGCAAUAAACUGGAAGCAAUUGGUGCCUCCUUUGAUCAGUCAUCCAGUUCAUCUAGUUCCACUCUAAUGCCAAAAUUAUGUGAUAUCAUAGACAUGGCCGAAUAUAACACCACAAGAAGCCAGAACAAAGGUAUCGAAGACGUAGUCAAUGCCUCAUACUUCGCAUCUUCAUCAUAUCAUCAUGUCGGUGGACCAAACGAGGCUCUGGAUGGCAUGCUAUGUCUUGAUUCCAUGACUUCAUCACCUCUGUCAGAACAUCUUCAUCUCAGUACCAGCUUACCUUCAAACUGGGAACUGAAAUAUUCGUAGUUUUUAUUUUCUUAGGGUAGCAUCUGUGCUCAUGAGUAAGCAUUUGUUAUGGUUAAUUAAGAUCUAUUAUUCAGUACAGUACAUAUUAGAAGUUGGAAUUGGUUGGCUAUAUGAAGACGAGCUGCAUUAAAUGUUACUCAAAGUUGCAAGUGUAGCAAUUUGCACGUGAGUGUGGAUAUGAUUACAAUCGUGGCAUAAUAGAGCUGCUAGAUUACAGCCAUAGAUGGAAUGUGGUAAGGUGCAACAAGUCCACUGAAUCAACUUGAUGGGUCCUUGAUUCUGCCCAUCCAAUGAUGAUGAGGCUGGUGUAAAAAUAAAGGAAAGCAGGGUCUCGCAGAUAAGGAAGCUUGUGGCUUACACAUCAGAGCCAGAGGGUUUCUAGUACUUUGAUCAUUAAGGAUCUAAGCGUGCAGUUCCAUGCAUGCGUUCCACAAUUCUUGUGGCUAUCCUAUAUAUGCACUCAUGCUCCCUCUGCUAGUCAUCAGUAUUAUGUAUAGAAUAACUGCACUACCUAGAAAGCAAACUCUUUCUAGAUUGCGCUUUACUUCUCUACUUUUGCUGGCUUCAUGUAUGGAUCUCACUGUUCUUUAUUACUGCAGCUUUAUUAUUUUA